AGAGAGUAAACACUACACCGACCACACGUGAAGUGCAAGUGUGUGGAGUCCUAGUUAGUUAUGGCUUAAUACCCUGCAGGAAUAUAUUUAAUUGUGUUAUAAAACUGAAGGUGAGCCUGCAGCAAGAUGGAGGAGCUUCCAAGGCAGGGUUACUACUUGUCUCUUGGGGCUGCUCGAAUACAAGAAAUAAAAUCUAUUGUCUCAAAGUUAGAAAAUUGUGAACAUGGAGGUCGGGUCUUCCAAAAUUUGCCACGGCAUAUGCAAAGAAGAGCAGUAUCUUCAAAUCCCAAGCGUUUACCAAGAUAUCUCCAAGAAAAACAUAGAAGGGAGGGUGGUGCUAAUGUUAAGCCUAGUCAUCGCCCCAGGAGAAAGUACCGUCGACGACCAUUCAAUCUCCUGAUGGAGUACAACCGGCGUCAGAAGGACUUUGUCUGGCUAGAAACACACAUAUGGCAUGCUAAGCGCUUCCAGAUGAAAAGACAAUGGGGCUAUGCUCUCCCAGACACACCCACAUUCAAAGGUUACAGGGCAACUCUCAGAGCAGCUGCUAAGUCCUGCCUUCUUCAGGAUGUUUCCUACUUGUGCUGCCUAGAGCUGGAGGGACCAAGUACAUUAAUCAUAGCUGGUUUGUCUCGUGUAAGUCAUCCAUCAAGUCUAGCAGCACUUAACACUCCACAGGCCCAGCUUGGUCAGAAGUGGAUAUCUUUGACACUCUUUAAGCCAGAAAGACAGCCAAAAGGUGCUCUCGGUGAUGUUGAUAUUCUGUGGCACCCUCCAUUCUCUGGCGCAUCAAGAACCCAAACAGAUAAUUCAAGAAUGUGGAUGUGGGUUCACCCUUCUUCUUAUAAUCAUGUUAUAGAAGCUUUAACACAAGUUUUCCAAUUGGUAAAAUCUGCAAGUAAAUCUGAGGUUGUGUCUAGUCAAGAAAUUAUAAUGGAUGUGGGUGAAACUAAAAAAGAAAACUGUGAUGUAAGUUGUGGAGAAGAAAUGAUGCAGGGUGUAUCUGAAACAAAAGAAAGCAUGGAAUUUGCAAAGAAAGAAAAUACUCAUAGUGAUUUGAUAAAGACUGAUGAGGUCAAAAGUAAAAAGAAAAAGAAAAGUAAAAAUGCAAAAAAGGUUAAUGAGUUAAAACUUGAAAAAAGAAAUGUCCCAUUUCAAAGAACACCAAAGUAUACUUCCUCUGACAACUGUAUAACAAUGACAUUACUUAAAGACACAUUAAAUAGAUUUCAUCUCACAGGGCCCAGAUCUUAUGAUGUCUUGAUGGCUGCUCUCAUUCCUGCCAAAGUAACAUAUGCAACUGAAGAAAAUGAAAUUAUUUCAUGUGACAAGAGUGAAGAAUUUUUACAGCCAUGGUGGAAACAGUACUAUCAUGAUAAAGAAAGAGAAUUGUGUCACCAACAACAAGUAGACUCCUGGAAGAAGCUGGCUUCAUGUCCGCAGCUGCCACAAGUGGUAUUGCCGCUGACAGUUCGUGACCCUCGAGUAACUUUGCCAUGCAAGAAGUCACCCAUUGCAGCUAAUACAUCAGAUUUGACACAAACAGUAGAUCAUCCAGAUUGGCCAGUAGACAGUCCUCUUUAUGACAGUGGACUUCGUGAUCUGGUGACAUAUUCUAAGGAACCUGAUGACGUCAUUAAUAAACGGCGAUCACAAUUACUGGUGCCAGGCUCAAAGUUACCUGAAAGCCCAGAUGAGGCAAAACUUCCAGUUCUCCUGCUCUCAAGGCCACCCACUUGUGCUGCUGGACGUGGUAGCGGAUGGGAUGUUAUAAUGGCUGCAGGUUGGGGCAUGAGUGUCUGGAUGUCCUUAAUCUUCUGUGGUGGUGUUGCAGGGGGCCAACAGGAGGCAGAAAACUUGCAUAUGGAGAUACUUACUCCAUUACCUCCUUAUCUUUUGCCAGACACUCCAGCUGGAGAUUAUUAUACAACUUGGCUGGCAAAGGAGAGAUGUACCCAGUUUUUUAAAAGGCCACCUGCUAAUAGACUUAAUUUUAUAAAGCUUGGUGUUCAGUAUCCAUUCCACUCACCAUGGAGGAAGCUUUUACAGGAUUGGGAGCCAGGGACCCAAGAUAUUUUUGUUCUCAGGGACUCCAGGCUUGUAAGUGGCUUGGCUCAGCUGAUUGGAAAUAAUUCAAAAACAGUUAGAAGAGUUGCUCAAAGACGGAAAGCCAGUGUUGUCUCAGAAGAUACUCCUUCUAAGAGAUUGAAGAUAAUUAUAUCAGAAGAAAAUACCCAAGAUUCUAACAGUUACUCCGAAAAAGAUGAAGCAUAUAAAAAAGUGAGUAUUGAAGACAAUCCAUUAAUGGAGACCCUUAUUGAGAGUCCUCAACAACAUCAGUUGGUCUUCAAGAGCAGCAGUGUUGAAGAAGAAUUACAAACACUGAAUCAUGGUUGUUUGGUAAUGGUGCAGCUAAUAUUACAAUUCAAAGGAACUCUGGAAUCAGGUGCCAUGAUCUGUCUACCACAAGAGGAAGACAUAGAAGCUAGACAGAAGAUAAUGAAACCCACUGACAAAAAGGAAGGCAUCUUGGAACCCCCUCAUAAGGACACACAAUUUGACAAAAGAGUAAAACUGAAAGAGGAACAUGCCAAGAUUAAGGGGAGAAUCCGGCGUGUAAGACGUAAGGCCAGGUUGAAUGUGGCAAGGGAGAAAGACAUUGUUUCAGCUGCACAAAGUGAACAAACCUUGAAGAAAGCAAUUACUGAUGCCGUUGAGAAAGUAAAUGAAGAAAAUAAGGUGAUCCUUGCCAAAUUUUCUUCAUUUAAAGAAGAGAUGGAAGAUGCGUGGCUUAUGAAAACAGAUGGGCCUUUGCAAUGCUGUUCUCGCAAAAUAAUGGGCUACGUAAUUAGUGGUAAUUUUUGCCAAACUUUGGGCAGGGGAGCAGGUAUUGGUUGGGUUGCUUUAAAGCCUCUUCUUCAUCUUCUUCAUUUAUACAAAGAUGUUAGUGAAAAAACAGUUGAAAGUAAGAGUGAAUCACAUGAACAUGUUGAAGACAGAAGAGAAAGCAAGUGGAUAUAUUCUGUGUUAGUGAGGAAUCCAUCCAGUCUUCAAUACCAUUGGGCACGGCUGUGUGUGGUUGUGCAACCAUAGUGAUGAGGAAAGAAAAUACUGGAAUGGAUAAGAUGAAUUUAAGCAACUGGAAGACUGCAGUACUAGUACUGCAUACAUAACAAGACAAUGCUCCUCUCAGGUCAUAUUAUGAGAGCUAGAUUUUCACAGAAGAACUUUUCAGAUGUUUGGUGCUACUGGAAUGGAAUGAUCUUGCUUAACAUGAGAGAGGAUUGAAGAACAGGUGCAUUAGUUUUGAAAUAAACUUUUUUUACUGUU
Messenger RNA from Homarus americanus (American lobster), 3330 nucleotides. RefSeq names its product ribonucleases P/MRP protein subunit POP1-like. The record is from RefSeq and is a predicted model, not a curated record. The coding region runs from base 127 to 3093 and encodes 988 amino acids. Gene Ontology annotation, cellular component: ribonuclease MRP complex; nucleolar ribonuclease P complex. NCBI's taxonomy places the organism in Eukaryota, Metazoa, Arthropoda, Malacostraca, Decapoda, Nephropidae. The transcript is spliced from 10 exons. Gene Ontology annotation, biological process: tRNA 5'-leader removal.